Molecule: messenger RNA, 605 nt
Organism: Symsagittifera roscoffensis
Lineage: Eukaryota; Metazoa; Xenacoelomorpha; Acoela; Convolutidae
Exons: 4
Coding region: 3-605 (200 amino acids)
Biological process (GO): proteolysis
Molecular function (GO): serine-type endopeptidase activity
Source: RefSeq, a predicted model, not a curated record
AGAUGUAUGUCAAUGUUGGAGACUUCAGAAACGCCACUUCCCAGAAGGAACAAAUCAAGAUCAAACAAGUUUUCACUCACCAUUAUUUCUUCGGCAGAUCUCCCAAAAGUGGUUAUCUGGCUUCACACGACAUAGGACUCAUCAAAUUGAACUCCCCUGUUUUGAAUCCUUCAGCAGUCAUACCCCUAUGCAAUAAAAAACCCCCACCGGGACAACUGUACGGUAUGUGUGGAGUUGGAUCCACACACCCGACUUCAAAGCAAAAGGCCGAGGUGCUGCAAGAGACGUUUCUGGAAGAACGACCUUGGUCUAUUUGGGAGUUGGAUCCCGAGGACGAUCUCGAAUAUUUUAUGGAUGUUAUUCAAGUGGACAAUACUGUUUUGAACAGUUGCACAAGCAGCGGUGAUAGUGGGUCCCCCCUGUACUUAGUCAGCAAGGACGGAUGUGGUCACGUGCAGUGCCUUUACGGAGUGACAACUCAUAAAACAGUUAGAGCCAGGAAUAAAAGAGAGGACCCGACCUAUUUGGGCCAUAUGUUUUUCAUCCGUGUGCCCAAGUUCUACAAAUGGAUAGCUAAAACAGUUAAUGAUAAUGAAAGGAAAUAA